This is a messenger RNA of Rangifer tarandus platyrhynchus (Svalbard reindeer), 912 nucleotides long. The record is from the annotation of a GenBank genome assembly. NCBI's taxonomy places the organism in Eukaryota, Metazoa, Chordata, Mammalia, Artiodactyla, Cervidae.
AUGGCUACCUCCCGAUACGAGCCAGUGGCUGAAAUUGGUGUCGGUGCCUAUGGGACAGUGUACAAGGCCCGUGACCCCCACAGUGGCCACUUUGUGGCCCUCAAGAGUGUAAGAGUCCCCAAUGGAGGAGGUGCUGGAGGGGGCCUGCCCAUCAGCACCGUUCGGGAGGUGGCCUUACUGCGGCGUCUGGAGGCUUUUGAGCAUCCCAAUGUUGUCAGGCUCAUGGAUGUCUGUGCAACAGCCCGGACUGACCGGGAGACCAAAGUGACCCUGGUGUUUGAGCAUGUGGACCAAGACCUCAGGACGUAUCUGGACAAGGCACCCCCACCAGGCUUGCCAGUGGAGACCAUAAAGGAUCUGAUGCGCCAGUUUCUAAGAGGCCUGGAUUUCCUUCAUGCCAACUGCAUUGUUCACCGAGACCUGAAGCCAGAGAACAUUCUGGUGACAAGUGGUGGGACAGUCAAGCUGGCUGACUUUGGCCUGGCCAGAAUCUACAGCUACCAGAUGGCACUUACCCCUGUGGUUGUUACACUCUGGUAUCGCGCUCCAGAAGUCCUGUUGCAGUCUACAUAUGCAACACCCGUGGACAUGUGGAGCGUUGGCUGUAUCUUCGCAGAGAUGUUUCGUCGAAAGCCUCUCUUCUGUGGAAACUCUGAAGCUGACCAGUUAGGCAAAAUCUUUGACCUGAUCGGACUGCCCCCAGAGGAUGACUGGCCCCGAGAUGUGUCUCUACCCCGAGGAGCCUUUUCCCCCAGAGGGCCCCGGCCAGUGCAGUCGGUGGUCCCUGAGCUGGAGGAAUCUGGAGCACAGCUGCUGCUGGAGAUGCUGAGUUUUAACCCACACAAGCGAAUCUCUGCCUUCCGAGCGCUGCAGCACCCUUAUCUACACAAGGCAGAAGGUGACGCAGAGUAA